Messenger RNA from Saccostrea cuccullata (small rock oyster), 1566 nucleotides. RefSeq names its product microfibril-associated glycoprotein 4-like. NCBI's taxonomy places the organism in Eukaryota, Metazoa, Mollusca, Bivalvia, Ostreida, Ostreidae. The transcript has 5 exons. The record is from RefSeq and is a predicted model, not a curated record. The coding region runs from base 34 to 1044 and encodes 336 amino acids.
ACGCUUAUUUUCAGACAGCGCACAAGUAAAACCAUGGCAGAAGUUUGGUCGGCUUCCUUCGUGUGCGGUUUGUUCUUCUGUGCCGCUAGUUCUCAGCAAAUGUAUUUCAAUGACAAAAAUGAUUGCGUCCGUAAUGAUCAGACGACACAGACAUUCAAUGAAAACGUUGAGUACUUAAAACAAGAAAACGCGAGACAAAUUGAGUCCUUCAGACAUGAGAUCGCGAAACAAAUUGUUUCCUUAAGACGAGAAAAUACGCGGAUGACCGCUAAUCAAAAGAACAUUCAAGAAGAAUUCGAUGAGAUGGUUAAUAUCCUAAAGAAAAAUGAAGCCAACAUCCACGAAGAUUUGAAGAGCAGCAUACUGCAAACCAUCAAGUCAGAGUUAAGCCUAUAUAAAUAUUGUAAGAACCUCAACAUUUAUGGCUAUAAAGAAUCUAGUGUUUAUGAGAUACAUCCAUUUGGUAAUAACAGCAAGGUCAGCGCCUUCUGUGACUUGGUGACAGAAGGUGCAGGGUGGACAGCUAUCCAGAAACGGGUUAGUGGUUCGGUGUCAUUCGACAGAACGUGGACGGACUACAAGACGGGAUUCGGGAAUCCUAACGGAUCCUACUGGAUAGGAAAUGAGGUUAUACAUCAACUUACCAAGGGGAGGAACUCCUCCCUCUACGUCUCUAUCACACUGACUAAUGGGACAAAGCUCUAUGAAUUAUACAACCAGUUUUCUGUUGCUGACGAAAUCAACAAAUACAGACUUUUUCUUGGAGGACCAGCUACCGGGACACUGUGUGACUCUAUGUUACACACUGGUGAUUCUUACCACGAUCUGUCUGGGAUGUCGUUCAGUACCCCGGACAGAGAUAACGACGGGUAUAGAGGUGGUCACUGUGCUGCUCUCAGUAGGGGAGGCUGGUGGUUCAAUGACUGUAACCGAGCCUUCCUUAACGGUCAAUGGUCCCCGGGGUCCUGGUGGUACCCAUGGUAUCCUACAGUGACUGAUAGUAAACAGAUAAAAGAGACCCUCAUGAUGAUAAAACCUAACUGACUUUUUAUAUCUUUAUAUCCAUACUUGUUCACGCAUGAUAUGAAAAGUUACAUACUUUUAUUAUAGAUGAUGAAAACUUUACUUUUAGACAUAAUGGUGGUUUCUACAGUAUAUACAAUGUAAUAGAUAUAUAAUGUUAUUAUGUGUAAUGAAUUUAUUGAAAAGUCCUUAUGUGUAUUAUGUUUAAGAUAGUGUUGUAUAUGUAACAUUCAUUACUAAAAACAAGAAAAUCGCAUUUACUAUUGUUACAUAAUAAAACUUUUGUUUUUAUUUUAUCAAUUGUAGUUUUAUAAUUAAUAGUCUAAUGAUAUAAAGUAUGUUAACAACAAACACAAUGUUUUUUUUUUAAUAUAUUCCUUGAAUUUCAACUGAUCCCCGUGAAAGGUCACAUAACUGGGUAGAAGUAGUAUUCAUCAGUCUGUCAUCUCCGUACAUGUGUGUUGAUAAUUAGAAUUUCAUUCUGUUACAGUUUAUGAAUGAUGUAGAAAUGAUAAUUGCGUAAAUUUUAUUUUCAAACACCAA